Babesia microti strain RI is the source of this 2028-nucleotide messenger RNA. RefSeq lists its product as uncharacterized. The transcript is spliced from 12 exons. The coding region runs from base 1 to 2028 and encodes 675 amino acids. NCBI's taxonomy places the organism in Eukaryota, Apicomplexa, Aconoidasida, Piroplasmida, Babesiidae. The record is from RefSeq and is a predicted model, not a curated record.
AUGUGGUUGGGUCUAGCCCUACUAUUUACAAAGGUCUACACAUUCAACCCAUUUUCUUCCUCUAGAUCAUCACAAAGCCUUAAUACUUUAUCUGAUUACAUAGCUUCGAGGAAGAAUCCGCACAUACCUCCAGAACAGAUAAAAUUUCCCAGCACUAAAUUAGGAAUUAAAGCCAUGCAACGCUGGGGACGUAGAUACGAAAAUGAACUCAAACAUCGCAAUGACAACUACUCUGGCCAUUUGCAAACGUCGCAGCCAGAACCUGAAACAAUAGAAUCCAUGAUGGAAGAGGAUGUUGUUGAUUGGCCAAAGCCAGUGUUUAGAAAGGCAAAUUUAUCCCUUUGGUUUAAGAAUAAACAGGGAUCGCCGUACAGUGCUUAUAAGAACCUACAUGGCACAUGGGAAGUAGGUCAAUACCAAUACUCCUUUGAUAGAAUCCAAUCAGAUCCUUUCGCCCCUCCUUCAAAUCUACGAAUAAGACUACCACAGGAUAUAGCCCAAUUUCCUCCAGAAUUUUACAGUACAAGAAUACAUAAUAUUGCAUUAUGUGACUACAUAGCUAGGAAAGCUUUUGAAAUUUUGGAUCCAGCACACAAAAUACACAUAGUAAAGCCUACCCAAUUGGUACUAGAAAGGUCAAGUGUCGUGAUUAAUAACAAUUUUGUUGAAUUGAGACUAUUUGCCAAUUUGCCGUCGCAUGGUAGGAGAAUAUCUGGAAAACAUGCUUCUGUCGUGUAUUGCCAAACUUUGCCUAAGGUAUUGAACAAAAUCCUCAAAUUCGAACACCACAACUACAAUGAUAUCAAGACACACGUGGCGUGCAUUCAGGAUCAAGAGUUCCUUAGAGGCAAAUUGGAUGAUUUGGGGCUUGUUGCGUUUGUGAAAGAUGGUUCAAUUCUUCCUCGGAUCUCUGGUUCAUCAGACGAGCCACUCAUAGCAGAUACGUUACCAUUUGUGUCCCCAGAAUCGCUACGAGUUGAGAUAGAUUUACCAAAUGCCGGAAAAAUAAUAGGGAUGGGGUUAAAAAAGGGUGUAACUAUUAUAGUAGGUGGUGGUUAUCAUGGGAAAACCACCCUUUUAGAGGCGUUGCAAAUGGGAGUUUACAACAAGGUUCCUGGAGAUGGCAGAGAAUACACAGUAAUAAGUCCCAAAGCAGUUAAGAUACGAUCUCAAGAUGGCAGGCCUGUAACACGGUGCAACAUGUCUAUAUUCAUUGAUAACUUGCCAAACGGAAAGGUUGGAUCUGAUUUUUCCACAAAAGAUGCAUCUGGUUCUACUUCCCAAGCCGCUUCUAUAAUGGAAUCCAUCGAACUAGGUGCUGAUACCCUACUUUUGGAUGAAGAUAUUUCUGCGUCUAAUUUGCUAUACCGCGAUGAUAUAAUGGAAAAAUUAGUCACUUCUGAGCCAAUAACACAAUAUAUUAACACAAUAAGACCUUUUUAUGAGAAUUUGGGGGUGUCAACUAUACUAAUUUCUGGGUCUUGUGGACGAUUUCUGCAAAAGGCACACACCAUAAUUCAGAUGGAAAACUAUAAGCCCAUAGAUCUUACAUCCAAAGUUAAAAAUUCACUAUUAGAUAGUAUAAUUCCAGUGAAAGAUGUAGAGUUGUCACAGCCAACAUCACAGAGGACAAUAUCUCCUGAAUCAUUCAUUCGCUGUAGAAAGAUUAGACACGUUGGGAAGGAUAUAAUUACUCACAACGAAGAUAUAAACCUUAUUGAUUUGGAACAGUUGUGUGAGUGGACCCAAACCAACACCAUCACUAACAUAAUCAUCAAUCUGGAACAAUACUACAAACGAGAACUCAAUAGAUUAAAGGAUUUGCUUGAAAACAUAUACAAAGUUCUGGAGGGAGAUACCAAGGCUUUAGACCUUGAAACUGGCCUUUGUGGACUCGAUAAAUUUACUGGUUUCAAAACCUUCCCAGUGGGUGAUAUGACUAUGCCACGAUUAUUUGAGGUGGGAGCUGCAAUAAAUCGCAUGAGGUCUUUAGUGGUCUCUAAAAUAGAUAAUAAUGAAGUAAAUUAA